AAGAAGUCUAACAAUGUCAACAAGUUUUUUUUUAAAAAAUAAGGUUUUCAUUGGUAAUAAUCAUAAAAACCUUGAAAAGUUACUAUUUUUCUCAAAUUCUUUGUCAGCUCUAACUUUUCAAUGAAACCUUGUUGAAGAAAUUGAAAAAGAAAAAUCCACCGUUUUCCAGGCCAACAGCAUUGUCACGGCCAACGUCCUUUUUGCGCUUCUUUUGAUUGGAUCAUGUCAUUGAUUUAACACCCUUUUGUUUUUCACACAGAAUUUCCUGUUCUCAUUUUGGAUUUUCUAGGUCUAUUACAGGUCCUAAAUAAGCCUCAUUUGUGCAAAACUUUGCAUAUUUAUGUUAUUUGAUUCUAUAUUUUGGGCUGUUUAAGGAAGAUAAAUUCUGGGUUUUGUUUGGUGAAUUGAGUUUUGAUUCCAAGUUUGAAUUUUUAGGCAAAAAUUUUAUCUGGGAUUUUGAGAAUUUGUAUCUAGAUUUUGGUGAUCGGGUUGUUUUAGAGGCAUAAAAUCUGAAUUGGGAAUGAGUCCAAUGGUAAAAGCUGGAAGCUUUUUGGAUUGGUUUUGUACUAUGAGGGUACUAUAAGGGUUUUGAUUCUUCUACAGGGGGUUUAGCUAUUGAUGAAAUGAGAAGGAUAGUUUAUGCUUGUAAGGAUGAAUCAUCAACCAAUGGUUCAUAUGAAGUCAAGCUGUUCCAGUUUUUUGGUGACUCUGCUAUGUGCAUCUGUGGUGGUGAGCUUGGAAUACAGGGGAAGGACAGAGGAAGUGUUUCUGAGGCAAUUAGUUGACCCAGCAACUGGGUAUGUUGAUAAGGACGCGGCAGAGCUACUUUGCAUCAUUUGCAAGGUAGAUUUGAUUCAACUGAAGGAAGCUGAUGAAAAUCUUAACUUCUGUUUCCCUGAGGAAACAUUUAAUGGGGCCAGUGAACUAAGGUCUAAGGGUUGGUCAGUGUCAAAAGAAAACAUUCAGAAAUUGAUUAAAGUCCCGCAGCCCCAGUUAAAGGAAACUCUUUUAGAUUGUAUAAGAAAGGACAAUCAUCUGUUCCAUGUUUCUGGAGAUGAAGGUGGUGCAGAUAAUUAUCACACAAGGCGUGCUGUUGCAAGAAGGAAUUUGCUUCAGAUCAUCUCAGAGCCCCCAGCCCCAGUGCCUGUCGUUGGAUCACCAUUUCCUAGUCCCUCACCAUCCCCAGAUCUGGCACCUUCUCCAGCUUCCACUCCGAACUCUGUCCCUUCACCACAAGAACCAUUUUUUCCUCACCUAACGCCACCUCCUCCCAGUCCCAGUGAAAACUCUUCUUCUAGUCAAACCUCUGGUCCUAUUGAGCCAGAUAAUGGAAAUAACCAUAAAACAGUUGUUAUUGCAGUAGUUGUGACUGCUGGAGUGACAUUUGUUGUUGCGGCAUUGUUCUUCUUGUUCUGUACUAAGGUUUGUUGGAGAGGACCUGGAGCUAGACGAAAUGAUGAAAGGCCCCUUCUUAGCCUAAGCUUAAGUGACUAUUCUGUUGGUUCUACACAUAAAACUUUUGGCUUAGGAAAUUCUAUUGAACAAGAGAAGCUUGGUCAUCAUUCUUUUGGUAAUAUAUCAAGCCAUGAGAAAAUGGGAUCAUCUUUGGAGAGCCGUUUUAAUAAGUCUGAUGCUCUUAAUGUAUCGCUAGAUGAAAGUAUGUCAUUAGGAGCUGUUAGUGCUGCCGCCAAAUCCUCUGGUGACAGCAAGAUGAACACACCUGUACCACAUCCUCCAGGAAGGACAGGCAGCAACCCUUUUUUGAAGCCUCCUCCUGGAAGGGCAGAACCACUUCCUCCUGAACCGCCUGCUAGUCUCAGGCCUCCUCCCAGUAAGGCUGGUCCUACUCCUCCACCUCCCCCGCCUGCACCACCUGCACCUGCAAAAUCAUCCAGUAGUACGGGCCCUCGCCCCCCUGGUCCACCUCCUCCACCACCUAUUGCUCCUAGAGUGAAACCUGGUCCACACACUCUACCACCUCCAAUUGGAGGUUCUGCUCCUCGACCACCACCACCAAUGCCCUCAGGUCCAAAAGUUCCUCGACCACCUCUUGGAUCAAAGCAUCCUUCCAAUACUGCAUCCAGUGAAGGAGCUGGUAUGGAGGAUGAUGCUGAUGCUCCUAAAGCCAAGUUAAAGCCAUUUUUCUGGGACAAAGUUCUAGCCAACCCUGAUCAUUCCAUGGUUUGGCAUCAGAUUAAAUCGGGAUCAUUCCAGUUCAAUGAGGAGAUGAUAGAAACCCUGUUUGGAUAUGCACCUGAUAAAAACAAAAAUGAACGCAAGAAAGAGUCUUCUUCCCAAGAUCCAACACCCCAUUUUAUUCAAAUACUUGAUCCCAAAAAGGCACAAAAUUUAUCAAUUCUUUUGCGGGCACUGAAUGUGACGAUAGAAGAAGUCUGUGAUGCACUUCGUGAAGGAAAUGAGCUUCCUGUAGAGCUCGUUCAAAAUUUGUUGAGGAUGGCACCCACAGCAGACGAAGAACUGAAGCUUAGGCUCUACAGUGGUGAACUUUCUCAACUUGGGCCUGCUGAGAGGUUCCUAAAAGCAUUGGUUGACAUCCCAUUUGCUUUUAAACGACUGGAAGCACUUCUUUUCAUGUGCACUCUACAGGAAGAGAUCACCUCCAGUAAAGAGUCUUUUGAAACCUUAGAGGUUGCUUGCAAGGAGCUCAGAAACAGUCGAUUGUUCCUCAAGCUUCUAGAAGCUGUUCUCAAAACAGGCAACCGAAUGAAUGAUGGAACAUUCCGUGGUGGUGCACAAGCAUUCAAGCUUGACACACUUUUGAAAUUAUCUGAUGUAAAAGGAGUAGAUGGGAAGACUACUCUCUUGCACUUUGUUGUUCAGGAGAUAGUUCGCUCUGAAGGUGUGAGAGCUGCUCGUGCAGGACGAGAGAGCCGGAGCCUUUCCAGUGUCAGUAUAAAAACAGAUGAUCUCCUUGAGGAAAUUUCCACCGAUACAGAAGAGCACUAUUGCAGCCUUGGUCUUCAGGUUGUUUCUCAUUUGAGCAGUGAACUAGAAAAUGUCAAAAGAGCAGCGGUCGUGGAUACUGACAACUUAACAAGAUCUGCUGCUAAACUUGGGCAGUCAUUGUUAGUAACCCAAAAUUUCCUGAAUAAAGACAUGAAGAAUUUAGAGGAAGAUAGUGGAUUCCAUCAAACAUUGAAAGGUUUUGUGCAGAAUGCUGAGGUUGAUGUCAUGUCACUUCUGGAAGAAGAAAAGAGAAUUAUGGCUCUGGUGAAGAGCACUGGUGAUUAUUUCCAUGGGAAUGCAGGGAAGGAUGAGGGCUUACGAUUAUUUGUCAUUGUACGAGACUUUUUAAUAAUAUUAGAUAAGGUAUGCAAAGAGGUGAGAGAGGCACAAAAGAGGUUAGCAAAAACACAGAAAAAAGAGGCAUCUACUGUAUCAUCUCCCUCUAAUCAGCGCCAACAACCGUUGGCUGAUCUUCGCCAGCAGCUAUUUCCAGCAAUUGCAGAGCGACGUACAGAAGAUUCCAGUUCCAGCUCGGAUGACGAUGGUUAAUCUGAAAGAGGUUGCUGCUAUUAUGGAAGAUUUCGGAUCUUCGCCAGUGGCUAUCAUUACCUAUUGGCUCUGUUUGUUUGCAGGAAAGUUGUUUUUUUUUUAAAAAGUGAAUUCUGGGAAAGUAUUUUCUGAUAUUUGGUAGUGUUAUGGAAAAUAAACUGGAAAACACUUUUCAGUAUUUGGUAUAGAAAAUGAAAUGAAAAAUAAUUUAUUAAUGAA
Messenger RNA from Populus nigra (black poplar), 3735 nucleotides. RefSeq names its product formin-like protein 5. The record is from RefSeq and is a predicted model, not a curated record. NCBI's taxonomy places the organism in Eukaryota, Viridiplantae, Streptophyta, Magnoliopsida, Malpighiales, Salicaceae. Gene Ontology annotation, biological process: actin nucleation; actin cytoskeleton organization. The transcript has 7 exons. Gene Ontology annotation, molecular function: actin filament binding. Bases 640 to 3516 code for a protein of 958 amino acids.